CGGUGCCGGGCAGGCGGAAGCGGGGUGAGGGGGGGGCUGGCAUGGCGGGGUCAGAGUGGGCCCCGCCGCGCCUGGACGAGUUCAUCCUCACCGAGCGCCUCGGCGCCGGCACCUACGCGACCGUCUACAAGGCCUACAGGAAGCGGGACACGCGGGAGGUGGUGGCCAUCAAGUGUGUGAACAAGAGGAGCCUCAACCGGGCAUCGGUGGAGAACCUGCUGACUGAGAUCGAGAUCCUGAAGACUAUCCACCACCCACAUAUCGUGGAGCUCAAGGACUUCCAGUGGGACAGUGACCACAUCUACCUUAUCAUGGAGUUUUGUGCUGGUGGAGAUCUCUCCCGCUUCAUCCGGAUGCGUAGGAUGCUCCCUGAGAAGGUGGCACGCAUCUUCCUGCAGCAGCUUGCCUGCGCCCUGAAGUUUCUCCAUGACCACAACAUCUCCCACCUGGACCUUAAGCCGCAGAACAUCCUCCUGAGCGCCCUGGAGAACCCCCAGCUGAAGCUGGCAGAUUUUGGAUUUGCACAGCACAUGUCGCCGUGGGACGAGAAGCACGUUCUGCGGGGCUCCCCGCUCUACAUGGCCCCCGAGAUGGUGUGCCGCCAGCACUACGAUGCCCGGGCAGACCUGUGGUCGGUGGGCGUCAUCCUUUAUGAAGCACUUUUUGGGAAGCCGCCCUUUGCUUCCCGCUCCUUCGCUGAGCUGGAGGAGAAGAUCCGCAGCGACCGGGCUGUCGAGCUUCCCAGUCGGCCCCUGCUCUCCCCAGAAUGCCGGGAUCUCUUAGGGCAGCUCUUGGAGAGGGACCCUUUGAAACGCAUCUCCUUCGAGUGCUUCUUUGCUCACCCCUUUGUGGAUAUGGAGCACGUCCCUGGCCCCGAGAGCCUCGCCAAGGCGACUGACCUGGUGGUGGAGGCGGUGAAGAAGGAUCAAGAAGGGGAUGCUUCUGCUGCUCUCUCUCUUUACUGCAAAGCCCUGGAGUAUUUUGUGCCGGCUCUGCACUAUGAAAGCGAUGCGCGACGGAAAGAAGCCAUUCGGGCCAAGGUGGGGCAAUACAUCUCUCGAGCAGAGGAGCUGAAGGCCUUGGUCACCUCCAGCAACAAGAACCUCCUGCAGCAAGGGAACCCGGCCAGAGAGCUCCUUAAAGAGAUGGCCAAGGACAAACCUCGGCUCUGUGCUGCGCUGGAAAUUGCCUCUGCUGCCAUUGCAAAGGAGGAAGAAGGCAAAGAUGAUAGGGACACCCUGGAGCUCUACCAGCAGAGCCUGGGCGAGCUGCUGCUGCUCCUGGCCGCGGAGCCUGUGGGGAGGCGGCGGGAACUGCUCCAUGCCGAGGUGAGUGCCAGCUGUGGGCACCAGUGGUGGUGUCCCUCUUGGCGUGGCUUUGGAGGGACUUUCCUCUCUCUCUCUCUCUCUCUCUCUCUCUGCCAGAUCCAGACCCUGAUGGCUCGAGCCGAGUACUUGAAAGAUCAGAUGAAGAUGCGGGAGGCACAGUCCAUGGGCAAGGCAGCAUUGGCAGAGCCUGUCCGGAGUGGUGAGUCUCCAUCUCCAUCCUGUCAGAGGGGGCUUGGAGAAGCAGUGUCCCCCAUCGUGGCUGUGGUCCUGCCGUGGGGAUCGUCCCUACAGCUGCUCCAGCCAUGGAGCUGUUCCAGCUCCUGUACCGUGCAGUGACGCCCGCGAGCUGGCCUGUGUGCCGCUGCCCUGGCACCGCCGUGGGAAGAGAUGCCCAGGUGAGGAAGGACAAGGCUCUCUUCCUGACGGCAUUGGGGUCACCACCUCAAGGGCUCACCCUGGUCCAGGGAUGUCUGCGGGGCCACCUGCCCCUCUUCCUGGCUACUGGUAUCGACUCAUUUCCCACCAGGGAAUUUCCCACCAGCCUGCUCCCAGCCUGGCCGACGCGGGCGGGUUAUUCCACUCUAAUUCCCUCUGCUGGCUGCCACGCACUGGGUAUUUUUAUCCUUGCGCCGGGCUCUGGCACAAUAUCCCUGCUGCCAGUCGCAUAUGGCUCCUGCCUUUUCGGCUGGAUGUCAAUUCGCAAUCUUUCUCGGGGAGCACUGAGCGCGUGCCCAGCCCGGACCCACCAAAUCCCACCGUUCACUGCAGGCUGGCUGUGCCGGCAGCGGGCAGGGGCUCCGGAAUGCUACCUGCCCUCCGCUGUGCCUUCCUCACCCAGUAACUACCUCUCUGCACGCAUCACGGUUCGCCCGGCCUCCGGCACCCAAUUGCACUGCCCUGACCCCCCUAAACCUCCCUUUUCCUGUGGGAGCAUCAAAAUUGAGGCUGUUGCUUCCUAAACUUGCCCGCACCGGAGCCUGGCAGGUACCAGCUGCCGCCGUCAUCUGUGUUACGAGGUGUUACCGUGCUCAGCAGGGGACUAAUGGGUUGUGCAAUUGUGGAGUAAAACAGGCGAGCAGGAAUCAAUCACCUUCAGGGACCAUCGCGCCGCUGCAAACAGCGAUACCUCCCUCAAGGCAGAGCCUGGCCAUCCCGCCUGCUCUGCUCCUCAGGGCUUGGACAACCCCAAUAUCCACAUUUAUAUUUCUGGAAGCACCCCCUGUCCUGCAGAAGUCACUUAUCCAGGGCAGUGAGGUCCUCCCGGUGCACAGAGCCAGGGACUUGUCCCGAUAUCUACUGGAUUUCAAGGGAAUGUAAUUUAUUGUCUGUAAUAAACACUUAUUUUGGUUUCUCCAGCUUCUCCCAUCUCGGGUUUGUGUUCAAAGACCCAGGAGGGUUUUCCAGC
This is a messenger RNA of Cuculus canorus (common cuckoo), 2733 nucleotides long. RefSeq names its product unc-51 like kinase 3 (gene ULK3). Gene Ontology annotation, molecular function: ATP binding; protein serine/threonine kinase activity. The record is from RefSeq and is a predicted model, not a curated record. The transcript has 15 exons. Gene Ontology annotation, biological process: protein autophosphorylation; autophagy; peptidyl-serine phosphorylation. NCBI's taxonomy places the organism in Eukaryota, Metazoa, Chordata, Aves, Cuculiformes, Cuculidae. Gene Ontology annotation, cellular component: autophagosome; cytoplasm. The coding region runs from base 42 to 1664 and encodes 540 amino acids.